UCCUGGUGUAACUGUUAAAUCUUAAAUGAAAAAUUUUCUUCUUCUGUCAUCAUCAAUGGUCCAACCUGUAACUCUCUCAUUCAUCACUCUCUUUUAGAAACCAAACCUCAUAAGAAACAGAGAAACUUCUCUCUCUUUCUCUUACAGCUUCCAUGUCUGAAACCAACAACAAAGCUUAACUCUUUUGUAAGUAAGUAAGCAAGCACAAACCCUAUGAACUUUUCUCGAGAAAAUAUGAUCAAGACAACUCAGAAUCUCCUCUCUCCUUCAUCACUUCCACGAUCCAACACAAACUUGGAUCUAAACAGCAAGAUCAGUCCAAGCAUUCUCCUCAUUAUCAUAAUCCUCUCAAUCAUCUUCUUCAUCUCCGGUCUCCUCCAUCUCUUAGUCAGGUUCCUCCUCACGCCAUCGAGCAGAGACAGCGAAGAUUACUUCGACAACGUCACCGCUCUUCAAGGCCAGCUUCAGCAGCUUUUCCACCUCCACGACUCAGGAGUCGACCAAUCCUUCAUCGACACGUUACCAGUUUUCCAUUACAAGUCCAUCAUUGGUCUCAAGAAUUACCCUUUCGAUUGCGCCGUGUGUCUCUGUGAGUUCGAAACAGAGGAUAAGCUCAGGCUUUUGCCUAAAUGCAGCCACGCCUUUCACGUUGAUUGUAUCGACACGUGGCUUCUCUCUCACUCGACUUGUCCUUUGUGCAGAUCGAGUCUCCUCUCUGAUCUCUCUCCUCAGCGAGAUCACCGUCCCUCGUUUCUCCUCGUUCUUGAAUCCGCUAGUGAUCAUAGCUCGAGAGAGAUUGCUUGUGUGGCUGACAAUGAUGCGCAUACUAAUGCUCAUUCACGGUCCAAUUCUCAACUGGGGUUUGUUGGUAGCAAUUAUCUUGGACCCACCCGGUUGGGUUCGGGUCGUGGAGACCAAAACCAAGAUGGUGAGUUGGGUGGUUCGGUUGAAAAGGUUGGUCCUUUUGCAGUUAAGCUAGGGAAGUUUAGGAACACUGAUAUUGAAGAAGGAAGUAAUAGCAACAAUAACAUUGUUAGUAGCAGCAGUUUAGAUGAUAGGAGGUGUUUUUCAAUGGGGUCAUAUGAGUAUAUUAUGGAUGAAGAAACUGCACUUAAGGUUCAUGUUUCAACCAAGAAAGUACCAAGCAAGAACCGUCCCGUGCCCGGCCACAGGAUGGCUAUGUCUGAAUGCGGGUUUGAUCCAUCAGGGAGAUUGAAAUUCAGUGGCAGCGGAUCGAUGAGGAUCGCGGAAGAGGCCACCGAGAAUAAUGUAGUUGGAAGGGAGAGUUUUUCGGUAUCGAAAAUUUGGUUAAGGGGUAAGAAAGAGAAGCCUAGUAAGGUUGAAGGCAAAGUGGAUGGGUCAUUGGCUUCAUCAUCUUCAGGAAGAGCAUUCUCUUUCGGGUUAUCGAACCAGGAUGCGAAAAAGGAAAGCAGUUGUGAAGAAGUGAAUCAAAAGGGCGAAAACGAGUCAUCUUUGGAGGUGAAAACACCAUCUUUUGCUAGGAGGACUAUGCUUUGGCUUGCAGGGAGACAAAACAAGGUUGUUCAUUCUUCUUCUCCAUCUAAUGUCUAGUUUCUAUAUACAUAUUUCUUUUCAAGUUUUAGUUAUUUUUCAAUUGUUAAUUUUGUAUUAGUCCUCAUAAGUGCAAAACCAGAUGAAUCAUUGUAGAAACACGGUGUUGAGAUUUAUUGUUAGACAUAGAGGUCGAGAACAUUUUGGUGCGUCA
Messenger RNA from Brassica oleracea var. oleracea, 1726 nucleotides. Its product is annotated as RING-H2 finger protein ATL13-like. The record is from RefSeq and is a predicted model, not a curated record. Bases 214 to 1572 code for a protein of 452 amino acids. Lineage: Eukaryota; Viridiplantae; Streptophyta; Magnoliopsida; Brassicales; Brassicaceae. The transcript has 2 exons.